Messenger RNA from Beauveria bassiana ARSEF 2860, 1503 nucleotides. RefSeq lists its product as uncharacterized. The record is from RefSeq and is a predicted model, not a curated record. NCBI's taxonomy places the organism in Eukaryota, Fungi, Ascomycota, Sordariomycetes, Hypocreales, Cordycipitaceae. The coding region runs from base 1 to 1503 and encodes 500 amino acids. The transcript has 2 exons.
AUGCUGACCCUUCAGAACCAGCCAACACCUGCGUACGGUUAUCGACCUACUCAUGACCUGCCGACACCGCCCCCGGCCAUCUACUCCCCAGUCCUGACCUCUUCUUUAACUGCUUUCCCGCCAUCUUGCCGAGAGCCUCCAGAGCCUCGCAUCAUGUCGGUACCUCACCGCGGCCUUCCGCCGCCCCCGGCCAUGUCCUUGACACCUCAGCAAGCUCCAGCUCCCCAUCCGCCCGUUCACCCACCGUCUCACCAACCUCCGCCUCCCGUUCACCACAGCCAACAGCCUCCGAUGCCGCCGCAAUCUCACCCUCCACCUCAUCCUGCAACUCAUCCUGCACCUCAUCCUGCACCUCUUCAUCAUCACAGAGACUCAUGGGCUGCCACUUCCGCCCCUCCGCCUCCGACUUCUUUACCGCCCCCGCCACAUCACUGGUCUACUUCAGAUGAGUCUAUGCGCUUCUGGCUGCAAGCCCGGACCGAAGAAGAAAGAACGCGGCAGGAACAGGAGAAGACAAGACAGGAAGGACUUCGUUUAGAGCAACGCAAGAUUGAAAGCGACAUGCUCAACUCUUCACUAAACGGUGGAAUCCCUCCUCCCAUGAUUCCUUUGGUCUUUACUGGCAUGGCCAGCGGCGGCGUUCUACCCCAAGCUGCCUUGGACUGGGCUCAACAAUACAUGGCCUCGCAAUCCCAGUAUCAUCAGUUGCCUGCUCCGCCUCGACCAAUCUCGCCCGAGUCUCAUCGUGAGGCUGCUGCUCAAUCUUCGGCUUCAUACCACCCACCUAAUCUUCCACCACCAGUGCAGGGAGGCACAUACGCUGCUUAUGCAACUUCACCAACGCGGCCUCGGGGCUCGACUGUCUCUGGCCAAAUGACUCGUCCAGCUGCCGGUUCCACUAUCUCAUCAGCAGGGUCAAACACACCUCAAUCCGCAGGGCUUCAACCAAGCACCUCGACACUGGGCCCGUUUCCGCCUCAUCAGUCUGGCGCGGGGCAGUCAUCACAGCAAGACUCUCAACUUUUCUUUCAUCACUGGCAACCUCCUGUAACACAGCCAGGACAGUCCUCGGGGGCAUCAAACAGGCCCAGCAGUCCAGCAGGCGAGUCGCACAAGAAGCGCAAAGCCGGAGCAGAUUCGUCCCACCACAGCCGCACGAGUAGCACGCAACGUCCACGAUCCCCGCCGCCGCUUUCUCAGCGCGAUUUUGGAGGCGCCCCAGCCCGCAGAUUACACAAACGGCACAAAAGCGACGUUUCUUGGUAUCACGGGCCCCGACAUGGCAUGGGGUCCAGUCACGACUCGGCACACCGCGCUCGAACUCCUGCACAGGAUAACUCUUCGACGUCGUCCAAGGAUCGAGAGCUAGCUGAAGGAUCUCGCCGAGACUCACAACCAGAGACGUAUUCACGGCCCCGUCAUGAGGAUGAAGGACAAUCCCGAGACCGCCAACGAGAACGAGAACGAGAACCUACUACAGGCCCAGGCGAAAGGACCGCGUAG